UGUUAAUUUUACAAGAAAAGGCUAAACAGGUUGCAGCAACUUUAAAAAUUCAAAAUUUUGCUACAUCUGAUGAAGCCGCUAGUGCCCCUAUUGAAAAAUUACCUGAAUUUCAUCAAUCUUUACAAAAUGAAACAUCAAAUUAUGAUCUAGUAGAUAUUUAUAAUUGUGAUGAAAUGGCACUUUAUUGGCUUUUAGAAUCUUCAAAAUCACUUACACAUAGUCGUAUUUUAGGAGUUAAAAAGCCAAAAAAUCAUUUAUUAUUACAAAACCAAAUUGCCGUAUUUGAUGAAUCAAACCUUACUAAUCAACCUCCAGAUUCUGUUACAAUUUAUGAUGCAAUUCAAUUUGUUUUACAAGCUUGGAAUAAAGUUUCUGAAGAUGUAAUUAUUCAUUUGUGGCAAAAAACAGGUAUUCUUCCUUCUACGGAAAUUGAUGAAUAUAUGGAUUCAGAAUUUCUUGUCGAUCUAACUAAUGAAGAUGAAAUAGAUGAAAUACCUAUGGUUAAAGACAUUAUAGCAGAGAUGCAAAAAAAUGAACCUGAAGAAGAAUCAGAUCUUGAGAUUGAUAUUAAAGUUUUUUCAGAACUUAAGCGAAUGCGAAAAGAGCUUGCUUAUCUGGUGAAAAAUAAUUCUAAACAAACAAAAUUAGACUCAUUUUUUAUUGAUGAAUAA
Messenger RNA from Dentiscutata heterogama, 671 nucleotides. The record is from the annotation of a GenBank genome assembly. Lineage: Eukaryota; Fungi; Glomeromycota; Glomeromycetes; Diversisporales; Gigasporaceae.